GUGAAUGAUAAUUUAUAAACAAAAACGUCUGACACGCCAAUACACGCAAGAUAUCUAAACAAAUGGCUUUAAUAAUUGCGUUAAAUUAACCUAAUUAAUAAACUAGUUACUAAUCAUUUCACUUAAAUUAUGUAAAAUAAAUACCAUUCGUGCAAGAACAGUAACAUACGAAGUAGCAAUGGCAGUAAUACUUGGUGGAGGAAUAGGCGGAUUGUCCACCGCUUACUAUCUGCUCAAAAAUAACAUAAGUAAUAAUAAUAACUUGAAAUUAUUAUUACUAGAAGCAACAAAUUAUUGUGGAGGAUGGAUAAAGUCAAUAAAAACGAAGGAUUAUAUAUUCGAGCAGGGACCGCGGACCAUCCGGCCUAAAGGUAUCGUUGGAUUGAACACAUUGAAUAUGAUUCAAGACUUAGGUCUCAGCGAGCACGUCUUCCCCAUAAAAUCGGAUCACCCCGCAGCUAAAAACAGAAUGAUUUACGUUAACAAUUCGUUGCAUUUAUUGCCGUCGAGUUUAAAAGGCGUUUUCCAGACAAAUGAACCUUUUUCGAAGCCACUUAUUUAUGCAAUAUUCAAUGACUUGCGUAGUCCGCAAAAGCAAAUGAAAGAUGAUUCGAUUUAUAAUUUCGCUGAAAGACGUUUCGGUAAAGAGAUAGCAGAUUAUGCAAUUGCUCCUAUGAUAUGUGGCAUUUGUGCUGGAGAUGCCAAAGAAAUAUCUGUUAAAUUUCUUAUGAAAACACUUUUUGAGUGGGAACAGAAUUAUGGAGGUGUCAUGAAAGGUAUGAUGAAGUCUUUCAUGAAGGGAAAAAAUGACAAUGAUCUAUAUUUAAGUGAACUAGCAAAAAGAGCUCAGGAGGAGAAAUGGAAUGUGUAUACAAUAAAAGGUGGUAUUGCCAAUUUUCCAGCCACCUUGUUGCAGCAUCUCAGAGAGAACAAUGUUGAUGUUAAAUUGAACAACAAAGUAAAUGAGAUACAAUUUGUUGACUCAAGUACUGUAAAGUUGAUCAAUAGAUCUGGAGAAGAGAUAAUGGCAAACCAUGUGUAUUCUUCCAUACCAUCACAUGCUUUGGCAGAUUUAGUUGAGAAACAGCAUCCAGAUCUGGCUGCAAACCUGAAAGGUAUACCAUUUGUGACAGUUGGCUUGGUCAACUUUUAUUUUGAUACAGACAAGCCCCUUAUUUCACCUGCAUUUGGAUUUUUGGUGCCUCCUAUAGAGAACUCCCCUAUUCUUGGUGUGGUGUUUGACUCCUGCUGUCUUCCUGAUCAAAAUGGUACAGUUUUAACUGUGAUGUUGGGUGGUAGGUGGUUUGAAGAAAAGUUUGGACAGAAUAUAACUGAAAAAGAGUUGUUUGAGAUAGCGCAGCGUGAAGUACGGUCCAUAUUGAACAUAAAGGAGAAACCGGCAGCACAUCAUGUUCAAAUUCUGAAUAAGUGCAUUCCUCAAUAUGUUAUAGGUCAUUACGAUAGAGUAGAUAAUGUGAGGCAGUACAUACAAGACCACAACCUACCAAUUUCUCUUGUUGGCAGCAGCUAUGACGGAGUAGGCAUCAAUGAUGUAAUUUAUUCUGCUAAGACUCAGGUUCAAUGAUGUUCAACUUAUCAAACAAGUAAAUAUAAAAGUUUAUACUCAUAAAUGACUGUAAAAUAAGCAUUAACGCCUUUCCAGGCUGCACAAAUUCAGAGAUUAUUAUGAAAGGGAUAAAUUUUAUAUGCAUUUACUGACUGUUAGGCUAAGGCUUUGUUACGAAUUUUUAUUACUUAGCUUGUAAUAGAAAAAUUAAACAACUUGUGGGAUUAUUUAAAUAAAUACUCAAUCUUUUUGCGGGCAAAUAAAUUUUCAUUACAUUUUGGGAUGCUAGGGGUAAUAUAAACGGGAAUAUAAUUUCAAUGGUUUUAUUUUAUUUGUUUGUUUCUUUUAUACACAGGUUGGUACUUAUGUGGUUAUUAAAAUGAUGAUGUUUA
This is a messenger RNA of Papilio xuthus (Asian swallowtail), 1959 nucleotides long. It is a transcript of the gene Ppox, whose product is annotated as protoporphyrinogen oxidase. The transcript has a single exon. Gene Ontology annotation, biological process: heme biosynthetic process. The coding region runs from base 179 to 1585 and encodes 468 amino acids. Gene Ontology annotation, molecular function: protoporphyrinogen oxidase activity, oxygen as acceptor. Gene Ontology annotation, cellular component: mitochondrial inner membrane. The record is from RefSeq and is a predicted model, not a curated record. Lineage: Eukaryota; Metazoa; Arthropoda; Insecta; Lepidoptera; Papilionidae.